AUGGGAGCAGUGAGCUGUUGGCAGGGGCAACAUAUCCAGGUGGCUGCUCCCCACAAGGGUGGCAACAUUCAGGGCCCCUGGACCCGAGGCUGGAAGAGCCUCUGGUCAGGUAUGAGGACCACCAAGUCAGGUCUGGAAGAACCAUGGGGACUACGGGGGCAUCAGUGCCUGCACCAGAAGCCCCUGGAGCCAGCCCUGCCAGUAGAGAAGCCUCUGUCUGACUGGCCUGUGCCUCAGUUCAUCAAUUUCUUUCUGUCCAAGUUUCCCAUUAGGCCCCUUAGUGGGCAUCAGCAACUGAAGAUUUCAGGUGUUGUGGCCAAAGGCUCCUUUGGAACUGUCCUCAAGGUGUUAGACUGUGGCCAGAAAGCUCUAUUUUCAGUGAAGGUGGUAUCCAAGGUAAAGGUCCUACAGAGAGACACACUGAGACAAUGCAAAGAAACGGUUAGCAUUCAGCAACAGAUCAACCAUCCUUUUGUACAGUUUUGGGGAUAGUUUUGGCAGGGAAAACAGCACUUCUUUAUUAUGUGCAGCUACUGCAGCACAGAUUUGUGCUCCCUCUGGCCCACUGCUGGCUGCUUUGCUGAGGCUUCCAUCUCUCUCUUUGCUGCUGAGCUGGUCCUGGUGCUGUGUUAUCUUCAUGACUUCGGCAUCAUCCAUGGAGAUGUGAAGAUGGAGCCUAUCCUGGAUGAAUGAGGUAAGAUAUCUGAAACCGACAGACUUUGUGGUCUGUCCUGCCACUUGCCCCAGGGAGCCCUAGCUUAUACUAUCUGAGGCACUCUUCAUUACAUAGCUCCAGAGGUCCUGAAUGGAGGGCCUUACAACCAUGCUACUGAUUGGUGGUCCCUGGGUGUCUUGCUUUUCUCUCUAGCAACUGGAAAGUUCCCAGUGGCUGCAGAGAGAGAUCAUGUGGCAAUGUUGGCAAGUGUGACCCACUGUGACUAUCAGAUUCCUGCUUCUCUUAAUCAAGGGGUCUCACUCCUGUUCCAUGAGAAUCCCUUCCAAUGUCCACACUAUCUGCAUAAUUUCCAGGUCCACCCUUUCUUUCGAGGUAUGGCCUUUGACCCAGAACUCCUACAGAAACAACCAACAAACUUUAUCUUGGAGGCAUAAGCUCCCCAGCCCAGUCCACUGGAAUCCAUGCCUUUCGAGGUUUGUGACUUAGAGUCCUUCCUGGUGCACCUUAGCCCUGCUUGGGUUGAGGCACAGCUGGAAACUGCCAACUCAGUAUGA
Molecule: messenger RNA, 1230 nt
Organism: Chrysochloris asiatica (Cape golden mole)
Lineage: Eukaryota; Metazoa; Chordata; Mammalia; Afrosoricida; Chrysochloridae
Gene: RSKR
Biological process (GO): protein phosphorylation
Molecular function (GO): ATP binding; protein kinase activity
Source: RefSeq, a predicted model, not a curated record